Molecule: messenger RNA, 1819 nt
Organism: Fonticula alba
Lineage: Eukaryota; Rotosphaerida; Fonticulaceae
Exons: 3
Coding region: 182-1285 (367 amino acids)
Cellular component (GO): membrane
Source: RefSeq, a predicted model, not a curated record
CUGUCGCCUGCACACCCCCUUCCCCCCCCCCCUCCCGGUCAACACACCACCACUCAACGGCAUAGCCGCAGCUGUUGCCGCCGCCACCGCCGUCCCCACCGCCGCCGCCGUCUGUUCCUUCCCCCCUUCUGAGGUCCCGCCGCCCAGCUCCCGGACCCGCAACUUCGCACGCACGAGAAACAUGACCUACUUCUCGCAGCACCUCGUGCAGACCUUCUGCGUCUUCUUCUUUUCCAUCGUCAACCUCGUCCUCUCGCCGGUGCUCUUCUUCCUGGAGCGCCGCCGCGCGCAGAAGAUCAUCGCCCGCCGGAAUCCCGCCGGUUUCACCUCCAUCUUCAUCACCGGCGCCGGGAAUGGCAUCGGCCGCGAGCUGGUCCGGUCGUACGCCCGGCCCGGGGUCCACCUGUCCAUCAUCGACAUGAACAAGGAGGCCCUGGCCAAUGCGGCCAAGGAUGCCACGGACCGCGGUGCCACCGUCACCUCGGAGGUGGUGGACGUGCGCGAUGCCCAGGCCAUGCGGGAGUUCAUCCUGGCCGCCGACGCCGAGCACCCCAUCGACCUGGUCUUCGCCAAUGCCGGCAUCGCGGCCAUGUCCAGCAACACCGACCCCAAGUACACCCUGCAUGACUCCUUCACCGACAUCACCCAGGUCAACUGCCAGGGCGUCUGGAACACCAUCUUCCCGCUGGUGAGCAACAUGUGCGACCGCAGCGGCCGCGCCGGGGCCUUCUCCUCGCAGGUGGUUCUCAUGUCCUCGCUGUCGGCCAUGAUGCCGAUUUUCAGCGCCCCGGACUAUGCCGCCGGCAAGGCCAUGGUCUGCUCGGCCGGCCGGUCCCUGCGUCGGUACUGCGAGAUUUACAAUGUCGGUGUGACGGUCAUCACCCCGGGCUUCGUCCGGACCUCCCUCAUCCCCCAGAAUGUCGAGCUGCCCAUGCUGCUCGAGGUGGGCCAUGCCGUCUCCAACAUUGUCACCGGUGUCGAGCGCAAUGCCGGCCUCGUGGCCUUCCCGAACAUGGUGUACUUCGUGACCUCCACCCUGGGCGGCAUGUCGGACAUCGGCUUCGACACCCUCAGCAAGAAGGCCAACCUCCUGAGCGCCGGCAUCGCCCGGCGCUUCUUCCCGGCUGGCUGGUCCGCCGACAGCCCCCCGACCCCGGUGGCCCUCAGCGACGGGACCACCGGCACGGGCACCGGCUCGGCCUCCGCCUUCAUCACCAGCGGCUGGAGCAACUUCCAGCAGAAGGCCAAGGCCGGCGUGGUCAAGGCCGGCUCCAAGCUGGAUUAAGCAGCAGCAGCAGCAGCAGCAGCGCACAUGCUUGUGUGACGCGCCCCUUAUCCUUUUUGUUCUCCCUCUCUUUUUUGAAACGCCGCCCGCGCGCCGCUGUGUGGUGCCAUCCUCCUCUUCCUCUCCCCCCUCCCUCCCCUCUCUCUCUCUCUCUCUCUCUUCUCGUCAGAAAAAAAAAGCUGGCGCCCGGGAGACGCCGCAUCUCUCUCUCUCUCUCCACAUGGAGCGAGCGCGCGCGCGCAAGAGAGAGAGAGGCAAGGCGGGAGAAGGAGGAGGGGGGGACAAACAGCGAGGCGCGCGGGACGGGGGAAAGGGCACGCGCGCGUGCUGCAAAACGCGCCUGCGCCGGCCGGCAUCGGCGGGGGGGACCCUAGUUGCUCCGUGCCCCUCCUCUCUCUCUGCCCCCGUGUGCAUGCGCGCCCGCGCGCCGGUCUCUCUCCCUCCCUCUUCUUCUCUCCCCGCUGCGUCUGCCACGCGCGCCCCUCCUCCCCCCCUCUCCAAGAAUAAUACAUUUGUCCUUCUCCUUUGUUCCAA